Vicia villosa (hairy vetch) is the source of this 1461-nucleotide messenger RNA. RefSeq names its product precursor of CEP14-like. The record is from RefSeq and is a predicted model, not a curated record. The coding region runs from base 156 to 464 and encodes 102 amino acids. NCBI's taxonomy places the organism in Eukaryota, Viridiplantae, Streptophyta, Magnoliopsida, Fabales, Fabaceae. The transcript has a single exon. Gene Ontology annotation, biological process: response to osmotic stress; cellular response to nitrogen starvation.
UUCCACUUCAAAACCAAAACUUGUUCUCCACGUUCUCUCUCUCUUCCUCUUUCUCUCUCUUUAUAUAUAACACAUCUUUGCCUUCAAGAAACUCACUUCUUCUCAUAAUCUCAUAACCAACCCAAACACAAACUUAACACUUCAAAAACUCUCCAAUGGCUCCCCUUUACACUACACAAAUUUUUCUAUUACUGAUUAUCUUUGCUUCUCUUUGUUCAUCUCUAGAAGGAAGAAAGCUUCUUAUUGGUUCAGAAAAACAAAACAACAAGAAAGUUAAGCCAUCUUCAACGGACAGUUUGUUUCUCGCUUCACUUCCUAAGGGUACUGUCCAUUCUUCAGCACCAAGCAAGAGAGGGAACUCUGUUGAAGUAGAUGAGAAGCUCGUUGCACGUCAUCUCAUUAGUAAUGAACCUGAAGUAAGGAUUCUUCUGCGAUCUGUUCCUAGUCCUGGUGCUGGCCAUUGAUUGUUUUUUUGGUUCAUUUAUAUACGAUGACACAUUGUUUCAUUUGUUCAGUUUUUUAGUUUUCUAUUUUUUUAAAAGAUUAUUUUUAUAUAUAGGGAUAGAUGAAAUUGUAUAAAAGAGAGUUUAAUGUUAGCUUAGCAUAUAUGUCUUUGUAUUAUUGGUUUUGAAGGAUAAAUUAAAUUAUAUUUAGGAAUGAAUGAUAUGUUUGUUUUUUACUUGACCAACUUUUGUUUUGUUGUUUCUGUAUAAUGUUACCAAAAUGACUUAAUUUAAAAUCAAACAUCUUUUUAGAUUGUUGGUUUGAAACUUCAGAGGCACCAUCGAUUACGAGGUGAUCUGAUUUAAGAUUAAACUAUGUAAGAGAUAAGAAAUGAUCCAAAUAUUAUUUGUGAGAGCAUUUCUUUUACUCUCUUGUGAUUAAAUGUAGUUUCAAACUAUUCAUUUUAUUAUUCAACAAGAUAUUGACCAUGGUUUUAAAUUGCGGACCGCAUCACCUGAUGGGGCCGUAAUAUUGCGGUUGUGGUAGUGUCCGCAUCCGCAUCAGGCCGCAAUUGCGGGGUGAUUGCAAAUCACAAUAAAAACCGCAUCAUAACAUCACAUCGGCCGCAUCAUAACACCGCAUCGGUCGCAUCAAGCCGCAUCAGAUCGCAAGAGAUUAUGAAAUGCUCGCAAAAAUUAUUUGGUCUACCUUCUUUUUUAAUUAUAUCAUAGAUUUACGAUAUAUUUUAAAAGGAUUAGUUAUAUUCAAAAGGGUGACGAAUUAUUAAUGAGAUAUAUAUGAAAAUUUAGAAAGGAAAUCGAAAAUAUGUGAAAUCGAAAAUAAAUAAUAAAAUAUCAUUUUUUAUAUUCAUAAAUAUGAACUCACGCCGCAACGACCGCAUUCCGCAUCGCAACACCUGCAAUAGCCGCAACCGCAGUGACUGUAACAGCAACCGCAUCCGCAGCCGCAACCGCAAUUUAAAACCAUGAUAUUGACUAACCCAAAAAUAUUUAAAGG